This is a messenger RNA of Cannabis sativa, 1821 nucleotides long. Its product is annotated as outer envelope protein 39, chloroplastic. Gene Ontology annotation, cellular component: outer membrane. The coding region runs from base 363 to 1448 and encodes 361 amino acids. Gene Ontology annotation, biological process: chloroplast organization; embryo development ending in seed dormancy. The transcript is spliced from 11 exons. The record is from RefSeq and is a predicted model, not a curated record. Lineage: Eukaryota; Viridiplantae; Streptophyta; Magnoliopsida; Rosales; Cannabaceae.
AAAUUUGAUUAGAACAAAUAAUUACAUAAAUGUAGGAUUAAGGAAGGAAGGAGCUUCCAAAUAUCCCAUGACCACGUGCGGCUAGGGCGAAUCGAAUCCAAAUCCAAUGAAAAAUUGUAAAGAAACACAAAACAAACAAAGGAUAACAAACGUUGGAAGCUAAGCAUAACUUGUUACUCUUAACUCCAAAACCACACCCAACCCAACCAAACCCACUUUGCUUCGGGGAACUUUAACUCCAAAACACACUCUUAAAAGUUAAAACUGAAUCAUUGCUCUUCAUUCAUUGCCUCGUUCUCACUUCUCACCCUUGAUUUCCAUUGAUUUUUAAUGGUUUAUGAUUCACUUUUCCUGGUAACGGGAUGGGAGCUCAGAAGAGCAUCCAUGCUGGUAAAGCCAAAAUUGAUGUUAAUGUUGAUUUCACUCACAAGCUUUGUGCUUCUUUGAUGGUUCCUCCUUUCAGGAGUGGUAAUGACAGCCCUUUAUCUCUGAUAAUAGGAAGUCUUUGUGUAAAACAUCCUAACUUAUUUGGUGGAAGUGAGAAGCUUGAUAUAUCAUGGGAUAAGGGGCUCUAUGAUUCCAAUAUAUUAGUAGCUUGUAGAAGACCAAGGCCCGAAUGGUUAUCUCAACAGUCUUUUAUAAUUCAGCACUCUCUUUCGCCUGAGAUUGGAGUUCAUGGUAUUCCUGUAGAUAAUUUUUCCCGCUCAUGUAGCGGAGGUGUGAAUUUGUCUAAACUGUCGUUGGGGGUGGAUUUGAAUGAGCCUGCAAGUUCCAAAUGGAGUAGCACAACUAGCAUAAAGUUCGAGAAUGUUCGCCCAGUGAAUGAUGAUGGUCAGUCUAUAAGCCGAGAUGGAGAUGGAUUUCUAGUGACAUGCAGUGGGAAGACCCAUGAUAGCAUGGUUGUUCUGAAGCAAGAAUCUCGAUUUGCAAAGGCAAAUGAUUCCAGCUUUUUUCAUUUUAGCUUGCAAAUAGAACAAGGGGUUCCAGUUUUAUCCAAGUGGCUACUCUUCAACCGUUUUAAGUUUGUUGCAUCAAAGGGAUUGAAAGUUGGGCCAGCAUUUCUCUUGACAAAGAUGAUGGGGGGUUCCAUUGUGGGGGACAUGGCUCCAUACCAAGCAUUUGCAAUAGGAGGUCUUGCUAGUGUGCGAGGAUACGGUGAAGGUGCAGUUGGUACUGGCAGAUCAUGUCUGGUUGCAAAUAGUGAAUUGACAUUUCCUUUGACCAAAAGCAUGGAAGGUGCUGUUUUCUUGGACUGUGGAACGGACUUGGGAUCUAGUCAACACGUACCUGGAAAUCCAGCAUUGAGGCAAGGAAAGCCAGGAUCUGGAUUCGGGCUCGGAUAUGGUCUUCGUUUCAAAUCGCAGUUUGGCCAUUUUCAAGUUGAUUAUGCCAUAAAUGCACUGCAGCAAAAGACUGUCUACUUUGGCCUAAGUAAUCUUGCUUCAUGAACUCCCCACAGGCAAAAUUCAUGCAUUUUUCAUCUGCAUGAGCAUGACCUUUUAUUGCUUCAUUGGAUGGUUCAACAGUCCAUUUUAAGCUGUUCUCCUCCACAAUUUUAAAGUAAAAAGCCAUUGAUUAAUUUCAUCUACUUUUUUAUUUUAUUUUUUUCUCAUGAUUUUUCAUUUCAAGGAAAAAAAUGAAUUAGCAAAGUCACAAGCUUAUUAAAUUACUUAUCUUUACUAUGUGAGGAGAUCAGUUAAUGUUAUUGUUAUUAUUAAUGUGAAUAUUGUAACGAGGAAGAUAAGGAGCUUGAAAGUUGAAAGCAUUAAGAACAUCUUCUCAGGAAUUUAAAUUUAUGAUAUUUAUGGAGUUGCACACAAA